CGCAGCCUCCACACGCACGUCUGCCUCCCACGGUCGCACACCGCCGCUUCCAACCUUCGCCACUACCGGAGAUAACGCCGUCAGCGCACCACCGACUGCCAUCCCCGCACUCAGCACAGCGGCACUAAGUCUCCGACGUUGCAGCACCGCGCAAUCCACCGCUCAGCACUCGUAAAACAGCUCGGGUCCACCGUCAGCCUCGUGCGAUGGCACAAGACCACUGAGGAGCACCCUCGCCAACGUGACAGCGAUACAACACAAACACCCACGCACCGGGGAGAGUAAAAACCCAGCUUUCUCACAAACUCUGCACAGGAGCUUUGUUUUUCAAGUUACUGCCUACAGAAGUACCAGGUGUUUACAACAUGGGCAAAGCUUCGAGGGAUAAGAGGGAUAUAUACUACAGAAAAGCAAAAGAAGAAGGUUGGCGUGCUCGAAGUGCCUUCAAGCUCCUUCAAAUAGAUGAGGAAUUCAAUAUAUUUGAAGGAGUGAAGCGUGUAGUGGAUUUAUGUGCUGCCCCUGGUAGCUGGAGCCAGGUUUUGAGUCGUAAAUUGUAUCUGCCAUUGAAGCUUUCACCAGAUUCAAGGGAGAGCGAUCUUCCUCUUAUUGUAGCCAUUGAUUUGCAGCCCAUGGCUCCAAUUGAAGGUGUUAUUCAGGUGCAGGGUGACAUAACAAAUGCUCGAACAGCCGAAGUGGUCAUUAGACAUUUUGAUGGUUGCAAGGCUGACCUGGUUGUGUGUGAUGGUGCUCCUGAUGUAACUGGUCUUCAUGAUAUGGAUGAAUUUGUUCAGUCCCAGCUCAUUCUAGCGGGUUUAACAAUAGUUACCCAUGUACUUAGAGAAGGCGGAAAGUUUAUUGCAAAAAUAUUUCGCGGGAAAGAUACUAGUCUUCUGUACUGUCAGCUGAAAUUAUUUUUCCCUUUAGUAACUUUUGCAAAGCCAAAAAGCAGCAGAAAUUCCAGCAUAGAGGCAUUUGCAGUUUGCGAAAAUUAUUCCCCUCCCGCAGGAUUUAAUCCAAAAGAUCUGCAUCGCCUACUAGAAAUGGUGGGGAGUCCAUCUGGAGGAGAUGAUCUAGAUUGCAGUAGUGGGUGGUUGGAAGGGCCAAAUAAGGUGUAUAUCCCAUUUCUAGCUUGUGGGGAUCUCUCUGGAUACGAUUCUGACCGUUCAUAUCCGUUGCCUAAAGUUGCUGAUGGAAUUUACAAGAGCUUGGAUCCUGUACAGCCCCCAAUUGCCCCUCCUUAUAAGAGAGCACUUGAAUUGAAGAAAGCAUCCAGUCAUGGAAUCCAAGAGCUUGAAAAGCUUUCCUUGGGUUGAUGCAUUACAUUUAUUUAUGUAUCCACAGACCAACGAACUCAAAUGGCUAAAUUUCUUGUAGCAUAUCUUUGAGUCUCAAAAGAUUCAUCCUAGAAGGGGACUCUCUCACUGUUGGUUCUUGCUCUCAAUCAUCCGGACCUCUCCUUCGACAGGAAGAUAGAUCAGCUUGUUUCAGAUAUCUUCAGCUCCAUCCCUGCCUCUUCAUUCUGGAAGGCUUGGAAGGCUAGGAAAGUUUACAUAAGUACAAACUUUUGCACCCACAAUGAGGCAAAAUAGGCCGCCUCUCCAUUUUUUUUUAGGAAGCAUUCCUAUAUCCCCCCCUCUACGCAUAUCCAUUUGGCUUGAUAGUGGGGAGGAUCCACUCCUUCCUAGUACUUCUUUGAUUUAUUGGCAAAAUUUUGUAGUGUUUUAUUUAUUGAUGAAUUGAUAGAGAAUAAUUGAUGCAAGCCUUAAAUUUUUGUUGUGCUAAAACACCGCUCCUGAUCUUCCUCGUACU
This is a messenger RNA of Alnus glutinosa, 1809 nucleotides long. RefSeq names its product tRNA (cytidine(32)/guanosine(34)-2'-O)-methyltransferase. Gene Ontology annotation, molecular function: tRNA methyltransferase activity. Gene Ontology annotation, cellular component: cytoplasm. The record is from RefSeq and is a predicted model, not a curated record. Gene Ontology annotation, biological process: tRNA methylation; cytoplasmic translation. The transcript has 12 exons. The coding region runs from base 366 to 1313 and encodes 315 amino acids. NCBI's taxonomy places the organism in Eukaryota, Viridiplantae, Streptophyta, Magnoliopsida, Fagales, Betulaceae.